AUGUCAGCUGCAGUGGUGAGCUUUGGCUGCGGGUUGGCAGGCUGCACUGACAUCCAAAGAAGGACUAUCUGCCUCGUGGCAGUGUACAUCACCUGCGACAUAAGCGUGAACCUCUGCAGUGAGGCCGCUUCGCAAGGCUAUCAGAAGGCCAGUGCCGUGCUCAUCACGUCCCUGGUCUCUGCAAUCAUCGGUGCCGUGUGGGCAUGGCGGCAAGAUGGGACAAGGGGUUUGCAUCGAUGCAUCGCACCAGAGAAUGUCUUUUAUCCAUCCAACCUGUUUGCCUCCGUGUUGUUUGCUUGUUCAAGCAUCUCGCUAUUGAAGGCCUUUGAGAAGCAGAGCGCUGCUUUCAUCAAGCUGGUCGGGCAGUUGAAGCUCCCUCUGGCAGCCAUUCUGGCACGAUACUUCCUGGGCAAGAAGUAUUCACUGGCCCUGAAGCUGAACAUUUGGACCAUCUCGUGUGCCUGUGGAGCCAUCGUGGUGUUGAGGACCAACCUUGACUUUUGGGGAAUCUUCAACAAGCUGAAGUAUAUCCUUUUUAUGGUUGUUAGCAAUGUGGGCGCAAACCUUGCUGCGGAGAAAACGUUGAAGAGGGACGGUGCGCUGCCGUUUCACGUGAUCAUGACUAACAUGAGGAUUGGAGAAAUUCUGUGCACAAUGGUAUUCCUCUUUGGCUACAACUUCCUUCUGGGGCUCCAAAAGGAGUCUAUCUUCUCCUGGAAUAUCUUCAGUGGGUGGGACAUUACAACCGUGUGGGUUGUGGGAACACAUGUUCUGGACACGUGGAUCACUGCAUUGAUGGUUAAGAGACUCUCUUCGGUCCAUAAGUAUGUCGUCAAAUGCUUCACCAUGGUGGUUCUGUUUGGAAUCACGUGGUACCGUGGCAAAAAACACUGGACCUUGGCGGAGGCCUUGGUGGCCGUCAUGAUUGUGUUGCUCACGUGGCAGUUCGCAGCUUUGGCACAUGAGGAGAAUGAGAAGCAGAAGUCGUCCUGGCGAAGUGAUCCG
Messenger RNA from Symbiodinium pilosum, 1005 nucleotides. NCBI's taxonomy places the organism in Eukaryota, Dinophyceae, Suessiales, Symbiodiniaceae. The record is from the annotation of a GenBank genome assembly.